AUGAGACUGUCUCGUGGGGCGCUACGACAGCUGGCGGGCACGCGCGCUCUGUCCACAGCUCCUUCAGCACAACAUGCUGCCCCUGUUGCGUCCUCAUCUUCCUCUACCCCCUCGACAUCAUCAUCGUCGUCGUCGUCGGCGUCGUCUUCUUCUGCAACUCCUGCCGAAGUCGAAUCUUCUCGCCCUCCUAUCCUUCCCUUUUUCCCUAUCCCUCGUCCACCCAACUUUCCUGGCAAAUUCAGACCGAACAAUGGCGAGUAUCCCACUGUCAACUUUGUCAACUUUCCGUAUCCUCUUUGGAAGCCUACAGCGGCCAAGGAUCUCCCAAAGGAUACUGUUGGAGGAGAUCAUCGCGAGAAAAAUCAAAAAAUUCUCGCUGCCAUGACGGGCUUGGAGGUCAAGGAAUUGAAUGACCUGCGUCGAAUGCUCAUCAAGCAGCAGAGGGUGUCGCAUAUGACUAAGAAGGGCAGAAUGCGAGGGAUGGUCGCUUGGAUGUUGGUCGGAGAUCCAAACAAGGGGUUGGUAGGACUCGGGCGAGGCGCGGCAAAGAGUGGACCUGCAGCGGUGGACAAGGCGUUCUAUCAAGCCUGCAAGAAUAUGGAUUAUGUCGAUCGUUAUGAAAACAGGACGUUGUGGGGUUCGGGCAAAGAGUUAAGGGGAAAGUUUGAGUCUAGCGUGGUGCAUCUGAGGGCGAGGCCGCCAGGGUUCGGCUUAUUCGUGCCGCAUUCAGUGCACAAGGUUUUGAGCAUGUGUGGGAUCAAGGACGCUUCGGCGAUGAUCGUUGGGUCAACUCAUUUGGUCAACGUGACGAAAUGUGUGAUUCAAAUGCUGCACGGAGGGGCCAAUCCGCCUGGAUUCGGAAGUGGAUUUUCAACUGCUGGAAAGGUGGAGAACAAGGGUCACGGAAUGAGGACCAAGACGGAGAUUGAAAGGGCAAGAGGGCGAUAUGGUGUCAACAUUGGGCGUCAAGUCUAA
Molecule: messenger RNA, 975 nt
Organism: Kockovaella imperatae
Lineage: Eukaryota; Fungi; Basidiomycota; Tremellomycetes; Tremellales; Cuniculitremaceae
Exons: 4
Coding region: 1-975 (324 amino acids)
Biological process (GO): translation
Cellular component (GO): ribosome
Molecular function (GO): RNA binding; structural constituent of ribosome
Source: RefSeq, a predicted model, not a curated record